AUGCUCACCAAGCUUGCCGUCACCUCCCUGCUGGUCAGCGCUGUUUGCGCUGUGCCCUAUCCCCCCUCGGUUGCUGAUUCCAGCGCCAUCUCAAAGGUUGCCGCCUCGGUUUUCACCACGAAGAAACCCAAUGGCGGUAACUUCAUGCCCACCAGCCAGUCAAAGGCCACUAGAACUACCAAUGCUGAGUCUCCAGCUGCGGCUGACCUUGAGCGCCGUCAAAAGGGCGAACGAGUCCAGAAUGGCAACUUGGCCACUUACAACAGCGCCGACAUUAAAGACGGCAACGGAAAUGGUGUAGAUUCCUACACGAUGUAUUGGGGUGACGGUAGUACCGGUCAAGGCUGGCCUGACAAGAACCGCUGGGUGUCUUUCGAGAACAUGUUCAAUAACUACAAGAACCAAAUGUUCCAGUCUUGCGGCUGGCAGAACCCUCCUCAGCCAAACAACAGUGGGCCAGAAGUCGGGGCUAUCUGGGAUGGCAUCCAGAAGGCCGCCGAUGCCUCCGGAGUUGAUCACCGAUUAAUCCUUGCUGUCAUUAUGCAGGAGUCUCACGGCUGCGUUCGCGCACCAACCACCAACUACGGCGUCCGCAACCCGGGUCUGAUGCAGGACCACAAUGGCCACGGGACAUGCAAUGACAACGGCCGGGUCCAGAACCCUUGCCCUUCCGCCACAAUCUUUGAGAUGAUAAGUGAGGGAACUGCUGGAACCGACUCUGGAGAUGGACUCGCCAACUGUAUUAACCAGUCCGGACGAGGAGACGUCUCUGCUUUUUACCGUGCUGCUCGCAUCUACAACUCUGGCUCUAUUUCCAACACCGGACAGCUCCAGAAUGGUAUUGCUACUCACUGCUACGCCAGUGACAUUGCCAAUCGUCUUACUGGCUGGGUUAACGCUGGUUCAAAGUGCAACUGCGACAACAACCCCGGCAGCUGCGGUAUUGUCACACAUUAA
Molecule: messenger RNA, 957 nt
Organism: Pochonia chlamydosporia 170
Lineage: Eukaryota; Fungi; Ascomycota; Sordariomycetes; Hypocreales; Clavicipitaceae
Product: glycoside hydrolase
Exons: 3
Coding region: 1-957 (318 amino acids)
Source: RefSeq, a predicted model, not a curated record